UCAAAGUCCGUAAAGCAGGAAAUCAUAGGACGCGUAAAUACCGCGAAUGCCAAGGAGAGGUUCGGAGUUGUAUAAAGAAGAAGGAAUCCUCAAACUUGUAAGCCUGCAUUUUCACUAGGGUUUCUAUAUUUUUUUCCCCCUUUUAUAUUAGAUCUCGAUCAUAUCAAUGGCUCAACUCACCCGAUCAACCGGCAAAGUCACCUGGUUCGAUAACAUCAGGGGCUAUGGUUUCAUCAAGCCUGAUGAUGGGGGUGCAGAUCUCUUUGUCCAUCACAAAUCCAUCAAAUCCGACGGUUACCGUACUCUCCGCGACAACCAGCCCGUUGAAUUCGAUGUUCAGCUUGAACCCGACGGUAAGUACCAAGCCCUUGACGUCACUGCUCUGGGUAGGGGAGCAGUUCGCUCUCCUAGGAAAGACAAUGGGUACAGCCGCGGCGGACGUGGUGGUGGAUUUGGCGGAAGCUGGAAAGGUUCCAACGAUAACAGGAGAAAUAAUGUGUACGCGUCUGGUGGUGGUGGGGUGGUCUGUUAUAACUGCGAUGGUGUAGGACACUUGGCGAGGGAGUGUACUAGUAACAAAAGAAGCGGUAACUAUACUGGCGGUGGUUGCUAUAACUGUGGUGAUCCCGAGCAUUUUGCCAGAGAUUGUCCACUUCCACUUAAUAAUGGUGGUGGUGGUGGUGGAAGUGGAAGUGGGUGUUUCAAGUGUGGUGAUUAUGGGCACUUAGCGAGGGAUUGUAUAAACAGGGGAAGCAGCGGUGGCAGUGGCCGUUGCUAUAACUGUGGAAAGUCAGGGCACUUGGCCAGGGACUGUACUGGGGGAAGCGGUCGCCGCGGAGCUGGUGGUGGUGGUGGUGGUGGUGGUGGUGGUACGUGCUUUAACUGCGGGAAUCCAGGGCACUUUGCCAGGGAAUGCACAAAGGUGGAGAUUGAGUAUAUAUAGGAAGAGGUGAUUGGAUCCACCGGUUACGUGAAGAAAAAAUCUUCCAGUUUUGAUACAAAUGGCAUCUGGUUCGGAUAUGUUUUAUAUUGAUAAUUUUCUAAUUAGGCAGUUGCUAUCUUUAAUGGUGAAUCUGUGUUUUGGUUA
Messenger RNA from Pistacia vera, 1087 nucleotides. Its product is annotated as cold shock protein 1-like. The transcript is spliced from 2 exons. The record is from RefSeq and is a predicted model, not a curated record. Bases 167 to 943 code for a protein of 258 amino acids. Gene Ontology annotation, molecular function: nucleic acid binding; zinc ion binding. Lineage: Eukaryota; Viridiplantae; Streptophyta; Magnoliopsida; Sapindales; Anacardiaceae.